Paraphaeosphaeria sporulosa is the source of this 1632-nucleotide messenger RNA. RefSeq lists its product as uncharacterized. The record is from RefSeq and is a predicted model, not a curated record. The annotation marks the transcript as partial. NCBI's taxonomy places the organism in Eukaryota, Fungi, Ascomycota, Dothideomycetes, Pleosporales, Didymosphaeriaceae. The transcript is spliced from 3 exons.
UACUGCUCCAAGGAAUGCCAGAAUGCAGCCUGGCCUUUCCACAAGGCUAUAUGCAAGUCAAGACUCUUGAAAAACUCGUACAAACCUCGGUGGCAGAUCGAAAAACGCAUCCCAGAGUUCAUGGGUGGUCCACCGCUAGCGCACUUCGGCUCACCCCAGUACCUAUGGGGUAAUAUACCGGCGAUAGACCUGCUGAAGGUCGCCGAAAACGAAGGCGAUGAAGCAAUUAUGCAACAAGACGUUUCGUUACUUUUUGCAGCCUCUGGAGAUCUUCGAAACGUCGUUAAAACCAUCAUCAGUCUUCCCGAAAAAUGCCUAGGGAGUUGCAAGGCAGUUAUCAACGACAGGAACACGACUGUUGUUAUACGUAAUGCAUUACUCUUACUCGUAGCGUUUCAAUUUGAGCCUGAAGUAGCCACCCCGAUAAUGCUGCAUCUCUGGUACUCGGCAAUGCUUCCACCAAAAAUAGUCAAAGCCUUACAGAAAGGCAUUCUGCCGUGUAUUCGGAAUGUUUGCGACAAGAUCAAGGCGAAGCUCGAUAAUUCGAUACAAGCGAAGACAUUCGUACAUGGCAAAGGCUCUAUACGCCUAGUCCUCAAAAAAUCCGAGUGGAUUGCGCUCGCAAAAACACUUAUGCCAUCUAAAGAGUUGACUGCACCUAUCGCCCAGACCAUCCGCCGAAAAAUCACCCAAGCAAGAGUCGACCAUAUCGACCGUUCGCUGUACAGGAUGCCAUUAGGUCGCCGUGCAGGGGCCAUUGAUUUUCGCGAACAUGGCGUGCUGCUUCCGUAUGGCGUUUCUCGCAAGGAAUUCACUGUGCCGAACCCGACAUUCUUCGCCGAUCAGACCUGGCCCAUGAAAGAUGAUGCGGAUCCCCUCGAUGGAUGGUCGUACGUCGAAUACAUGAAGUUCGCACCUAUUGCCAAAAAUGAUGCGUACGGUGCUUUCUUCUUCUACUUAAGACACUUGCUACUUGCCUUUUGCAAACGUAUUCGAAUUUUUACGAUAUCUUUUCAGCUGCUAGCCACUGACGCAGUUGAUCUCCCAAACUAUCUGACAGACAUCAAGUUCGAUCGAAUUGAGGUAUCCAAUAUAUGCGAUCGCUGCUACAUCGGCCCCCACCGCACGCUUUCCAUCUUCUCCCCUCUUCUGAAGCCUAAAACCCAGAACCCCAGAGCAGCGCUGUUGCUCCUAUUCCUCAACGCAGUGGGCGACGAAGACGACCAAAACGUCACCCGCGCAAUUAGGGCGCACCGAGGCCGCCUGAUGAAGAAGUACUUCAACUACAUGGAACCGUGCCUCGUCAACGCUGCGCUGGGCGAGGGAGGACUAGCGUCCAUGCAGUAUAUUACAACGCCGGAGGUCGUCCUACUCACCGAUGCCAUGACAUAUUGGGACGACUUCGAUGUGAACUUUGCGCGGUUUCUGAAAAAUGCAGACCCGGCGUCGCAAAAGCCCAUUGCAUUGAAGGACCUGGCCGCUAAUUAUGGGCUAAGGAUCAAGGACAAGCACACCAUCAUGCCGCCGUGGCCAUACCGCGCCUCUGAAAACAUGACACGCGAGGAGUUUGACGUGCUACUUGCAGAGAGCACCGGCGGGCAUGAGCGGUAUGUCGAGCUUAGUAGGGCGUAG